This is a messenger RNA of Lathyrus oleraceus (garden pea), 2905 nucleotides long. RefSeq names its product zinc finger BED domain-containing protein RICESLEEPER 2-like. Bases 1449 to 2846 code for a protein of 465 amino acids. NCBI's taxonomy places the organism in Eukaryota, Viridiplantae, Streptophyta, Magnoliopsida, Fabales, Fabaceae. The transcript is spliced from 5 exons. The record is from RefSeq and is a predicted model, not a curated record. Gene Ontology annotation, molecular function: DNA binding; protein dimerization activity.
UGUUAAGGGCUAAGGCUGUUACUUUCUAUUUUAAGAGAAACAAAUGAGUGGUGCAUUAAAAAUGAAAAGAAUGAGCACAGAAGAAAGUACUCGUUGAUUACAGCUUUUUUGUUUUUAAUUUGAUAGUGAUCUUUGCCAAACAUAAGUAGUGAAGAUAGGGGUGGACAUAAUGCAACCACCCGACGGUAUCCGACCGUUCCGAUCCAAAAUUUGAGACACCGUUCGGGUUUAGUCGGUUGGUGGGUUAGGUUGGAAAGUAGCAAGAGGUUUUUACGGGUUUGUGCGGUCGGAUUCGGAGAUUGGUUUUGGGCCCGUCGGAAACCGAAUCCGACCGAAUCUAAGGUUAUUUUUAUGGCUAGGCCCAAUCUAAACAGAAAUCUAAGGUUCAUUCCUAUAGUUAGAGAGAUGUGGUAUGAAUCUCACUUUUUCAUACGCACAAAAUAUUCGAUGUAUCCACAGAGAACUAACAAAAAACCAAGACUCUCUCUCAGUCUCAAAUCUCAAUUCAUUAGUUCCACUUCUUCGUGAGAUUCAUACGCACAAACAGCAACGUUACUCCGCUAGGGUUCAUCAUUCUCUCAGUUCGUGGUUUCAUCGUUUAACGAAGAACCGUCGCCGUCCAUUAUUCAACCACAAAUCACCACCGAGCUUGUUAGAUCAAGGAGUUGGAUGAGUCCUGCCGCCAAUGGAGCGCGGCAAAAGUAGCUUGCAAGGAGUUGGAGUUCCUAGCUUGCAAGGAGUUGGAGUUCCUAGCGGAGUUGUAGAUCAAGGAGUGAGUCAAGGAGCAGCUGCUGGUACUGCACUCCCUCCACUUCGAAAAAGGAAACUUAAUGCUAGUGGUAGUAGAAAAACUUCUACGGUUUGGGAAGAGUUUAACAUUUUACCGGAUGAGCCUGAACCUAUAGCCGCGUGUAAACACUGUCAUAAAAGGUACCGAUGUGAUCCUAAAACACAUGGUACUUCUAACAUGCUAGCUCACUCGAAAGUGUGUUACAAAAACCCUGCCCUUUUGUUGAAAGACCCCAAUCAGACAAACCUUGUAAGCGGCGAGGGUGGGUUUUUAGUUCCAACUAGUCAAAGGUUUAAUGCUGCAGCCUGUAGGAAGGCCAUUAAUACCUUUGUUAUCCUUGAUGAACAUUCCUUUAGAGUGGUUGAGGGUGUUGGUUUUAAGCAAAUGUGUAAACAAUUGCAACCCCAAAUGGCUAUCCCUACUAGGAGGACCGUUGCUAGGGAUUGUUUUCAGCUUUACCUAGCUGAAAAGUCACGUCUUAAAGCCUUUUUUAAAUCUGAUUGUACUAGGGUUGCACUAACCACAGACUAUUGGACUUCGAUACAAAACCUUAGUUAUAUGGCCACCACUGCACACUUCAUUGACACUGCUUGGAAGUACCAAAAAAAAAAUUAUUAGUUUCUCUUUAGUUCCAAAUCACAAAGGUGAUACCAUUGGCAUGAAAGUCGAGGACGUUUUGAGAGAAUGGGGGCUUAGGAAAGUGUCUACAAUUAUCCUGGAUAACGCAACAGCAAAUGAUGUGGCUGUGAGUUAUUUGGAUAGAAGACUUAAGAGCAAGAAUGCUUUACUGGGUGUAGGUGAUUAUUUGCAUAUGAGGUGUGCUGCCCAUGUCUUGAACUUGGUAGUGAGAGAUGGUGAAAAAGAACAUGAAGGGUCUAUUGAAUCAGUUCGCACUGCUGUUAGGUUUGUAAGGUCUUCUCCACAAAGAGCUAUGAAGUUUAAGGAGUGUGUUGAACUUGCGGGCAUAACUUGUAAAAAAAAACUUUGUCUUGAUGUUUCUACAAGGUGGAAUUCCACUUACCUAAUGUUGGAUGCUGCUGAAAAGUUUGAAGUUGCAUUUGACAAUAUGAUUGAUGAGGAUCCUGGAUACAUCGAAUAUUUUGACCUCCUUACCGGUCCACCCGGUUCUCAGGAUUGGAAAAAAGUUAGGGCUUUUGUGGUUUUCUUACAAACCUUCUAUGAGGCAACCAAAGUGUUUUCAACUUCGCAAGAAGUGUCCUUGCAUUUAGCUUUUCAUAACUUGUCUUCAAUUUUGUGUGAGCUUCAAGAAGCUUCAUUUAACUUGAAUUCUUAUGUGGCUCCAAUGAUUUCACAUAUGAAGGUUAAAUAUGAUAAGUAUUGGGGGGAUGUGGGAAAAGUGAAUCAUUUUCUUUACUAUGGAGUGAUCUUUGAUCCUAGGUUUAAGUUUAACUAUAUUGAGUGGUCUUUUAAUGAUAUGUAUGGGCAUUCUAGUGACCUUGCCAAGAAAAAUAUUGAAUGUGUCAAAACUAGUUUGUUUAAACUAUAUAAUUGGCAUAAAUCUGAUCAUGAUAAGAAUGUUGGGGCUAGUCCUUUAAGUGCACCAGGGAGCACUUCCCUUGGAGAAGCAUCUUCCCAACCAAAAGAACCAUCACCUUUUACAAGGGCUAAUGCUUUUAAGAAACAUCUGAAGGAAAAAGACACAAUUGAAAAUGAAAAUGAACUAGAGAAGUACUUAGGUGACCCUUGUUGCGGGGAGGGGGAAAAUUUUAGUAUUCUUAAUUGGUGGAAGGAAAAUUGCACCCGUUAUCCUAUAUUAGCAACCUUGGUUCGGGAUGUGUUGGCAACACCUGUUUCUAGUGUAGCCUCAGAAAGUGCUUUUAGCACGGGGGGGAGGAUUUUAGAUAUCUAUAGGAGCUCUUUGAGUCCAGAUAUGGUCGAAGCGCUUAUAUGUACUCAAAACUGGUUGAAGCCUUCUGACAAUGAUCUAAAUGUCCUUAAUAUGACUGAAGAAUAUGAGAUUAGUGAAUCAAUUGUUUCAGAGUUUCAAGUAGCUACUGGUGGAGCAGCUGCUCCUACACAGGCUGGGCCUGUUUAAUUCUCGCCUAGCUGUGAAUUUUUGAAUAUUUUGGAGUCACUUUGUGAUUCAAUAAGAGA